Messenger RNA from Rotaria sordida, 1716 nucleotides. The record is from the annotation of a GenBank genome assembly. Lineage: Eukaryota; Metazoa; Rotifera; Eurotatoria; Philodinida; Philodinidae.
AUGAUUAGUAAAAUCGAAACACUACCUAAUGAAAUUCUUCUUCAUAUUUUCUCUUGUCUAACAUGGGAUAAUAUGUUAACAUCUUUAUGGUCAUUAAAUGCUCGCUUCAAUUCUCUCAUAUGUUUAACUCUUUCGAUAAAUGACAAUCGGUUGAACAACGGCCUUGUUAUAGUGCAUGGUUUAUCUUAUAAUAAAUGUUGUUCAAUAUUAUUUCCAUUGAUUUUAAAUUCAUCAUCUCUUUGUUCUUCUAUUCAACGUAUUCAUUUUGAUGGAACAAAUUUAAUGUCUUCUGAUCUUUGUUAUCAAUUGUUAUUUAAUAAUAAAAAUAUUCUUCAUUUUCCUCAUCUUAAAUCACUUAUUCUUACUCGAUGUGGAUCAAUUGAACCAGUUAUUCAGAGUUUAGUUUAUCUUAUUAAAUAUCAAUUAGAUGAACUUACAUUAACAUUUGAUGACGAUAUAUUCGCACGAUUUUUUUUUCUAGGAAAACGUUUGUCAAAAGUAUCCUAUAAAGAAAAUCAACUGAACAUGAUCAAAGAAUUUGUUUGUCGAUUAUUCUCUACUCAAUGUCAAUUAACAUCUCUUCGACUUGAUAUUAGCAAUGAAUUUCGUUGUGGUUUUUUGCAUCAAUGUUUAUCAUCAAAUUCUGAUCUUUCCUCUAAUUUAAUUCAAUCGUGUAAUAUAACUCUUCGUCGUUUACAUAUUCGACUUAAUUAUGCACGUUUUCUUGAAAGUCUCAUUGAAUAUAUCCCCAAUCUCGAACAAAUAUCGGUGGAAUUCAUUGGUUCAUUACAAAUUGAUACAUUAUGGAAAUCAAACAUAGAAGCAUUGAAACAAUCAAAUGAAAAUUGGUUCAAUAAAGUAUCAAAACUACAGUGUCUUAGUUUAAAAAGUUUUAUUGAUGAUGAUUUGGAAUUUAUUUAUUUGAAAUGGAUUCUUAAUAAUUUAAAUUAUGUUAAAAAACUUCAAGUUCAUAUUAAAAGUUGUAAAUUAGACGAUAGAAAAUGUCAAAAUAUAUGGAAAUAUUUGAUUGAUGCAAAUUUCAUUCGUCAAUAUUGUUUACCUGAUAGAAUACCUAAUUUAAUUGAUUUCAAUUUUUAUAUUUCUUCACAAUGUCAAUUAUCAUAUGAUGACAAUUCGAUGAUGAUAAUAGAUCAAAAUGAAAUACGUGCAAAAGUGCUUGCUCAUCUCAUUUCAAUGACUGUACAACUCAAAUAUCUUAGAAUUGAAAGAUUCGAAUGGCUUUUAGAUGUUAUCCAACACGCAUCUAAUGAAUUAAGAAUAAAUUCAUUAACUACUGUACGAUAUGUUGAAUUUUGUCUUCCGAGUUGUCAUAACGGUUAUGAAACAAUUCAUAUAGGCAAACGUCUUGUACCUUUUAUUAGCACAUAUAUGCCUCAUUUACAAACAUUACGUCUCUGGCGACCAGAUGAUUUUCCUUGGACAACUAUUCGACCAGAUUAUAAAAGAUACUACGAUGAUCUUUUACUUCUACAAUGGCUAAAUUCUUUAGAAGCACCUGAAUCGAUUGCUCAACAUGUGAUCAUUUUUGAACAAGAUCUUUGUCAAUUAAUCGACAAAUUAAGAGAUUUUACUUUUCUCGAUAUUUAUGGUAAAAUUCAUUACAAAAAAGUAGAACCUUAUCGUUUAAUGGUUCAAGCUCGUUUUCCAGAUAGCCGAGUGAAUGUCGACGUAUCAAGAUUUCGUCUAUGGCUUUGA